AUGAGAGUAAAUCAUAGAAUUUUCAUAAAACGCAUGUUGGAAACUGGAAAUCUUACAACAUGCACAUAUAAAUGCACUACACACUUUAGCAAAGAAGCUUUGGCAAUGAGAACUAUGCUGCAAAAGGGCAUGUUAUGUCGUUCAUCUGCUACCUUAUUAAACCGCAAGGUGAUAGAUAAUGUUCGGCUUUCAUCAGCUUGUACCCUCAUUAGGAGUAGGACAGAUAAGAUCAAAGAUUCUAUAGAGGAAAUAAUACUCGAAGGGAAACCGCCCAAUCAAGCCAACACAGACUAUAAAGUCCUAUUUAAAGUCUUUGAGAUGGCGGGAAUAUCCAAAAAUAUUUCAUUUAGACAGCAGGCAAUCCAGUUGAAGCGAUUGAUAGCCAACAACAAAAUUACAGACUCUCAGCUUUACCAUGCUGUGCAAGUUAUAGAGACCCAAGAAACAGAUAAAAACUAUUCUGCUGGAUGCCAGCAUAGUUUCGAUAAAACACCUUCUUCCGAAGCAUCUGAAACAGGUAUACAGCAUAAUUCCAGCGGCGAGAGUCUGGGUUGUGCCCUCAGCCCCUCGAACAUUAAUAGCAAUAAUAACAAACAGGAGAAUAAACCACUUUGUCUACCAUUAACUUAUGCCAACGCUAAAGGGUUUCAACCGAUUACCAAUAAUGAGAAAAAGGAUCCAGAUUUGAUAAUAUUAGAAGAACUUCUUCGCCCUGAUUCAACUGAAAAUAUAAUGGUUAAGAAGUUCAAUUGGGACAAGCAGGGCGUUAAAAAGUUUGAUUGGGAAAACCAUGGCCGAAAUCAAGUUGAAACUUCGAGCUCAGAAUUGCAUAGUGCUGGGUCCAUGUCGUUGCUGGAAGAAUAUUUGAAAAAUUUGAAAUCUAAACCUUCAUUCUCUGACGUCGAUGAUCGGAUGUUGGGUAAAUCAGCUAUUCCUGAGUCCAAAGAACUUUUGGUAUAUAACUUUCAGGAAAAGGACACUGAGCUUAUAUCUUUGGACACUCGUGGUUUGUUAAAUGUUAAUUAUAAGGAUCUUUUCUCGGUUAUAAACGGUGGAACUUAUCCUCCUGAACAAAUGCUUAACAUUGUAAAUAAAUAUGAAGAUGAGGGCUGGGAAUUGGUUGGAGACAUCUACGACGAUCCCCAUACACUUGUAUUCCAAAGAAAGAUGGACAAUACAUCUACUCAAAAAAACAUAAGGCUUCUAAAGAAGAAGUUUUUCUCUAGAACCACUGCAUUGACUAAUAGCAUCGCCCGUAUCGGAAAAAUAUUCUUUAUAAAAUCCUGA
Messenger RNA from Eremothecium cymbalariae DBVPG#7215, 1287 nucleotides. It is a transcript of the gene MRX4, whose product is annotated as Mrx4p. The transcript has a single exon. The coding region runs from base 1 to 1287 and encodes 428 amino acids. The record is from RefSeq and is a predicted model, not a curated record. Lineage: Eukaryota; Fungi; Ascomycota; Saccharomycetes; Saccharomycetales; Saccharomycetaceae.